AUGGCAUAUGAAAAGAUUCCAUUUGGUUUGUCAAAUGCUGGUGCCACUUUUCAGCGUGCUAUGGAUAUGGCAUUUUAUGGUUUAAUGUAUAAAUUUGUACUUGUUUAUUUGGAUGAUAUCACUGUUUAUUCCAAAAAUUCAGUUGAACACCUAGCUCACCUAAAGAAACUUUUUGAGAGGUGUAGAGAGUAUGGUAUAUCUCUUAACCCAAAUAAAUAUGUGUUUUAUGUUCAUGAGGGUAAGCUCCUGGGCUAUGUGGUGUCAAAUGAGGGUAUUACUAUUGAUCUGAAGAGGGAUAUUCCUUUCAGCUGGUCUAAGGAUGGGCCGAGGAGUUUUGAGCUUAUAAAAGAGGCACUUGCAGCUGCUCCUACUUUGCUAAACCCAGAGUUCUCAAAAGACUUUAUGUUGUAUGCUUAUGGCAGUAUUGACAACAUCUUAGCUAUGUCAGUUCAAGAAAAUGAGCAUGGUUUGGAGCAUCCUUUGGCCUUUUUAAGUCAAGGCCUUAAGAAUUAUGAGGAGAAAUACUUUGUUGAAAAACAUUUAAAGAGUUUUUUUCUCAACAAAGACUUAAAUGAUAAGAGGGCUGGUUGGGUGACUAAGGUGAUGGAAUUUGAUGUUGAUAUUAAGGUCACCAAGCUAGUUAGAGGUAAGGGACUAUGUGAGAAGCUUUCUUAUCACACAAACAACAGUGAAGAGGAUGAGGAGAAGGUUGUUUUAGCCCUCCAAGACGAAGAACAAGUAGAUGUUCCUAUUCCUCCUAUUAGCUGGGUUGAUAAGGUAUUGCAUGAGUUUCAUGAAGGAUCAACGGGAGGACACUUUUCAGCAAGAGCUACAGCUCUAAAAGUUAUGAAAGGAGGCUAUUAUUGGCUUAAUUUAUUUAGAGAUGCACACUCCUGGGUUAGAAAGUGUAAAGAAUGUGCCAUGUUUGCAAGAAAAGAGAGGUUAGCAGUGCUACCAUUGCAGCCUAUUCAUGUAGAACAACCCUUUAUGAAGUGGGGUUUGGAUUUCAUCAGAUUCAUUAAGCCACCUUCAAGUGCUGGCCACAAGUGGGUGAUCACAGCCACUGAUUAUUUUACUAAGUGGACUGAGGCUGUAGCACUGAAGGAAGCAAGUGAGACAACUAUUUUGAACUUUUAUGAUGAGUUGAUAACUAGAUUUGGUGUCCCUGAAUCUAAAGUUUUGGAUAAUGCUCUUUCUUUUGUAGGGAGCCGAAUAUCUAAUUGGCUGGAUAUGAUUGAAGAAGAGCCUAUGUCAGCAAGAUUGGCUCAGCUGAUUGAGCUAGAGGAAGUUAGAAAUAAGGAAAUGAGGCAAAUUGAGCAUCACCAAGCUCAAAUUAAAAGAUAUUUUGAUAAGUGGGCUUCUCCUAGAGUGUUUAAGGAAGGUGACAUUGUCCUGAAAUGGGAUGAAUUUAGGAGCAGGCCAGGCAAGCAUACAAAGUUUGAUGCUUUUUGGAGUGGGCCUUAUAUGAUUUCUGAGUACAAGCAACACAAUGCCUUCCAGCUGUCUAAGUUGGAUGGUGAAGCUUUGAAUAGUGAUAUUGCACUCAUUAUUCAGUCUAUGGGGGCUAAUACUUUACCAACAAGAUUUGAUGUUCCCGUUAGGGCCGAGAAUAGUCUUAUUCAAGUAGGGAAGAUAGCACCUAGGCCUCCCAUGCCAUUUUUUGCUGAUAUACAACCCAUUAUCCCUGUAUUUCCACCUAUUAUAGUUGUUGUACCUUCAUUUCCAGCAUAUAAUGCUCAAGUUGUAGCUCAAGAGCAUGUUGUAUUGAUGGUGCAAAACAGUGUUGUUGUUCCAAUAAAUCAGUCUCAGGAAGCUAAUGAACAACAAUUUGUACCCAUGGAACAAGGUACUCUUGAUGUUACUUUGAUGAAUUGGCAAGGUGAGGAGUUUUUUGGGGUUAAUCAGCCUCAAAAUUAG
Molecule: messenger RNA, 1917 nt
Organism: Cryptomeria japonica (Japanese cedar)
Lineage: Eukaryota; Viridiplantae; Streptophyta; Pinopsida; Cupressales; Cupressaceae
Exons: 7
Coding region: 1-1917 (638 amino acids)
Biological process (GO): DNA integration
Molecular function (GO): nucleic acid binding
Source: RefSeq, a predicted model, not a curated record